This is a messenger RNA of Fusarium odoratissimum NRRL 54006, 2127 nucleotides long. RefSeq lists its product as uncharacterized. NCBI's taxonomy places the organism in Eukaryota, Fungi, Ascomycota, Sordariomycetes, Hypocreales, Nectriaceae. The transcript has a single exon. Gene Ontology annotation, molecular function: hyaluronan synthase activity. Bases 1 to 2127 code for a protein of 708 amino acids. The record is from RefSeq and is a predicted model, not a curated record. Gene Ontology annotation, biological process: hyaluronan biosynthetic process; extracellular matrix assembly.
AUGUCUGGCAAGCAAGCGACCGUUGAGGUCAGCGCCGGUGUUGAGUCGUCCAGCGCCUCGUCGGAUAGCAUCAAGGCAUCCCGCUUUGACUCAGCUUCAGUCUUCGACACACCAGUGAGAAAGCCUCUUAGGAUUAAUCCUUUCAGUGCUGCCAUCAACAUCAUCAUCGCCUUUGGGCUCAUUGCUGCUCUCAUCACUGGUUAUAUCAUCGGUCUCCGAGUCUUAGAUCUCGGCAUCACCUCAGUGGGCCUUUAUGGAACGGUCCUCAUCACCGAAUACCUCAUUCAGCUCACCUGCGCCAUCUUCAACCGCUUUGAUAUAGACCGUAUCGUCAAGAAUGUCAGGAAGAAGACAGCCAACGCACAGGCGGCCGGCGACUGCGAAAAGUCUGCCUCCAACCCAUCGGCUGAUAACCUCCUCAACCCUGAUGGUGAUGUCUCCAUGGCCGUUGUCGGCUACCGUGAGGAUGAACAGGCAUGGAGACAAUGUCUUCGCAGUCUGCAGACACAAACACUUGCCCCCAAGUGCGUCGUGGGUGUUGUUGACGGUAACGACGAGCCAGAUCUGAGUAUGGCACAGGCUUUUGUCGAUGAAUUCCAGGACCAGAAGGCAACUCUUAUCCACUUGCCCAUUUUACUCUCAGAGUUACACCGAAGGACAUACUUCGACCACGUCCCUGCCGACACUCGAUUCUUCCUGGUCAAGUUCUGGCACUACCUUGUUGGCCGUUAUCGUCCUGGCCACGAAGCUGCCCUGGCCACUGCUAGAGAGGUAGUCGUCCAGCAGGUGCUCGAGUGGGAGGAGAAGUGGAACAUCAGCAGCCUCAAGGCUGUCUGCUUUGCCCAACCCCAUGGUCACAAACGUACCGCCAUGUUCACGGCCUUUGCUAUGAGUCUAUAUGCCUUCCGCACCCGGGACGCUAUAUUCACCACCGACUCCGACACCCUUGUUCAAAGCAACGGCCUGGAUGAGAUGCUGACCCUCCUCCGCUCCUCACCCCAGAUCGGCGGUGUUACAGCAGACGUUAAGAUCUGGAACCGCGCUGAGUCCCUGCUCGCCCGCAUGUGCGCUGCUCGUUACUGGUUUGCUUUCAACAUCGAGCGCGCUUGUCAGUCACUGUGGCGCUGCGUCGGUUGUCUCUCGGGUCCCAUGAGUAUGUACCGCGCUUCUGACCUCGAGACCAUCCUCGGCCCAUGGAACUUGCAGACGUUUGGAGGCAAAGAGACCACCUUUGGAGAUGACCGACACCUGACCAACCAACUGCUUGCUCAUGGUCUCAGGACACGCUACACGCACCGAACCUGGUGUGAUAGCGAGUCUCCUACUUCCUUUGUGCGAUGGGUUGCUCAGCAGACUCGAUGGAGCAAGUCCUUCUUCCGAGAGUCCUUUUGGUUCCCCGCCAGUUUUGCCUACCAAUCUCCUUGGAUGCUUGUCGAGAUGACAGUUCAGGCCUUGUAUCCGUUCAUCCUGAUCGCCACUGUCCUCCACUUCCUCUUCGACACUUCCGACUCCAGCCCAUGGCGACCUAUCAUCUGGCUGGUCACCAUGUUUGGUGUUGCCCUCUUUAAGUCCGUUCUGGCCGUACUCAUUAGCAAAGAUCCUUGGCUGCUCCUCUUCAGUGCCUAUGGCUUCAUCUACUUCUUCGGUUUGUUGCCGUCCAAAAUUUAUGCUCUCAUCACUAUGAACCAGACCGGCUGGGGAACAUCAGCUCGCUCUUCGUCUGAGCGCAAGCGCGGACAGUCCUUCUUACAAAGAUCAUUCCAUAUCUGUCAUCUGGUUAUCUGGUACACAGCCGUCUUUGUUGGUAUUGGCUUCUUCGUCUGGAGAGUCUUUGGUAACCCCCUCUAUAUCCUGAUCGGUGCCGUCGCCUUGAUUCCAUCAGCUUUCCUCUACUGGCAAGGCUCCUUUUCACUGGGUGGGUUAUUCCGACGGAACAAGGUUGCUUCUGAGACCAGCACUCCCAUUCAGGUAGAUGACGAGUCGAUGCUUCCUCAAAAGCCUGAGAAAGCUUUAUCUAUCUCGUCAAAGAGGAGCUCCAACACACUUGUCAAGAAGACAACUAUUGUGUCUGUCAAGGACGUGACCGAUGAAGUUGAAAAGCCGGUAAAUUCUGCCAGUGCCGCUUAA